Molecule: messenger RNA, 707 nt
Organism: Morus notabilis
Lineage: Eukaryota; Viridiplantae; Streptophyta; Magnoliopsida; Rosales; Moraceae
Exons: 3
Coding region: 35-352 (105 amino acids)
Source: RefSeq, a predicted model, not a curated record
GAGAGAGAGAGAGAGAGAGAGAGAGAGAGAGAGAAUGUCAUCGGAGAAGGAAAGGCCUGCACGCCCAGCGCGGAAAUUAUCGUGCGCCACCUGCUUCGACGCGCUCUGGUUUUGCUACUCUCCAGUACAUCAGGUGCAGCAAUACUAUAGGCUCGGGACACUGGAUAACUGUUCAGGAAAAUGGAGUGCCCUUGUAGAUUGUUUGACUUUGAAGACUAAAAGGUCUUCUGAGGUUCAGGAAAUUCUAGAAACCCGUGAAAAGGCCAAACCUCACAUAUGGACUCUCCGGUCUCCCGAGGAAGCAUCGACAAACUGGGAAGAGCUAUUUGGACAUUUGGAUGAAGUGGAAUGAUGAAGAUUGCGGACAAUUGAUUCUUGGUUCAAAUCUGAGGACGUUUGGUUAAUGGAUUUAGAAUUAUGAUUCAGAACUAUUCUCGAUUUACAUGUGUUUUUUGUGAGAAAAAACAUUGUAGCGAGUCACGAACCAUGACACGAAUCCUUCAACCAAACGCUACUCAUCAAGUGGUUUGACAAAAAAAAGAGGUUUGAGACUAUAUUCUUUGUAGCGUUAUUCUCUCACUUUUCAAAUUGAAAGGACUUAUGUGGCACAAAUAAAAGCUAGGGACUGUUUAUGAUUUUAAGUUUUAAUUCAUGUUGCCACAUAUAAUUUAGCUCAUUUAAGGUCAUUCAGGCAUUUUUCAGACUGC